Paramecium sonneborni is the source of this 1460-nucleotide messenger RNA. The record is from the annotation of a GenBank genome assembly. Lineage: Eukaryota; Ciliophora; Oligohymenophorea; Peniculida; Parameciidae.
CAUCUUUUCUUCUAAAAACACUGAACAACCACCAUAGACUGGCCAGGUCACUUAAUUAAACCAGCUAAUAUGCUUUUAGAUUAUACUUCUUAAAAGGUUAGUUUAUAAAAAUUUAAAUUAUUUUAGGUUGUGAUAAUAGAUAGCUCAAUAGAUAAUAAUAGAGAGAAUUUCUUAACUAUGCUAGAAUAGAUCCAUAUGGCCAUUCCUUCAUGAUAUACAAUUCAAAUGAACUUAAAAAUAAGGUUAAUUAAUGGAGGUAAACCCUACCUUGGAUAACACCAUAUUAUGCAAUCAAGAGCAACCCUAUUGAACCUUUAAUAUAAGAUAUCAUAAAUGGACCUUAUGGAACAUUUGAUUGUGCCUCAAAAGGAGUAAAAUAUUAAUAUUAACCUUUAGGAAAUCUAAAUGGUGAUGAAAUAUGGAGUUCCCGCUUCAAAGUUGGUUUAUAGUAAUCCAGUAAAAGAGGAAAAAGAUAUCUACUUUGCUAAGAAUAAAGGAGUCUAAAUAACAAGUGCAGACUCAAUUGAAGAAUUAAUAAAGAUUUAAAAAAUAGCACCAGAAAUGAAAAUAUUAUGGAGAUUAUCUAUUGUUGAAGAAAACCCAGAAUAAAUGGCUACACUUUUUUCUGGUAAAUUUGGGGAUGAUGUGCCAAAUUUAGAUGCUGCUCAUAAAAGAUUUAAACAAAUUCAAUAAAUGGGUAUUUAAUUACAUGGUAUACAUUUUCAUUGUGGAAGUGCUGUUUAAGGAUCAUCCUCUUUUGGAAAAGUAAUUUAAUUUAAAUAUAUAUUUAGGCUGUUGAUUUGGCCUAAGAAUGUAUGAGAAUUGGAAGAUUAUAUGGACAUAAGAUGGAAUUAUUAGAUGUAGGAGGUGGAUUUCCUACUAGUAAUAUUCAUGAAAAUGCAAUUAAUGCAUUAAAAAGAACUUAAAAUGAUCCUUUAGGAUAUUAAGUAAUAGCUGAACCAGGAAGACAUUUUAGUGCUAAUACAUGUUCUCUUUUAUUUAGAAUUAUGACUAAAAGAAUUAAGCAUGGAAAAUUAUGUUAUCAUGUUAAUGAAUCAUUGUAUCAUUCUUUUAAUUGUAUACUUAUGGAUGGUAUCUCAUUUGAAAAUUAAAAUGAUCAAUUUUAUAGUGUUCUUAAUUCUGAAGAAUCAAUAGAUUCUUAAAUUUCAGAUUAAUCAAAUGUCUCAAUAUUUGGUAUGACAUGUGAUGGUGCAGAUGUUAUUGCAAAGAAUAUUACUGUACCCACAGAUAUGUAGGUUGGAGAUUGGUUAUGUAUGUAAGGAAUGGGAAGUUAUACAAUUGGACCUAAAUCUACAUUUAAUGGAAUGAAAUCAACUACCAAAAUCUAUCAAUGGAGUGGCUAAUUUGAAUAAUAAAGCUAAGGGUAACCUUAGAUUGCAAUCAGCUAAAUUUGUUGAUUUAUUAUGAUUAUUAUUAUGGACAAAAAUAUUAUAUAAACA